AUGAAGGCUGUAGAGAACGGCGGAACCUCCAUCGGUAUCAAGGCCAAAGAUGGAAUUGUAUUGGCGGUGGAAAAAAUCAUAAAUUCUAAAUUGCUUGUUCCAGGCAGAAACAAACGAAUUCAGACCAUCGACAGACACGUUGGCGUGGCAUACUCUGGCUUAUUGCCCGACGGACGCCAUUUUGUCAAGCGUGGCCGUGACGAGGCACAAUCGUUCCGGUCGCUAUACAAAACGCCGGUUAGUUUGCCAUACUUGAUGGACAGAUUGGGACUUUAUGUCCAGAUGUACACGUGCUACAACUCUGUCCGCCCGUUCGGUGUUCUGUCCAUUGUUGGCGGUAUGGACGAAAAUGGACCUCAUUUGUAUAUGGUUGAACCCAGCGGAACUUACUGGGGCUACACUGGUGCAGCUACAGGUAGAGGAAGACAAACAGCUAAAUCCGAGUUAGAGAAAUUGGAUUUCGAGCAGUUGACGGCGAGAGAGGCAGUUAAACAUGCUGCCCGAAUCAUCCACCAGGCGCAUGAGGAUAACAAGGACAAGGAUUACGAGUUGGAAAUCUCCUGGUGCACCGUCGAGACUGGAGGAAAGCACGAAUUUGUUCCUGAAGAUUUGUUGGAGGAGGCUACCAAGCUUGCACAGGAAGAGGAAGAGGAAGAGGAAGAGGACGACAAUGACGAAGACACCGAAAUGAGUUGA
This is a messenger RNA of Clavispora lusitaniae ATCC 42720, 696 nucleotides long. It is a transcript of the gene PRE10, whose product is annotated as proteasome core particle subunit alpha 7. Gene Ontology annotation, biological process: proteasomal protein catabolic process. Lineage: Eukaryota; Fungi; Ascomycota; Pichiomycetes; Serinales; Metschnikowiaceae. The record is from RefSeq and is a predicted model, not a curated record. Gene Ontology annotation, cellular component: proteasome core complex, alpha-subunit complex; nucleus; proteasome core complex.